Dipodomys ordii (Ord's kangaroo rat) is the source of this 1229-nucleotide messenger RNA. RefSeq names its product methyltransferase like 24 (gene Mettl24). The transcript is spliced from 5 exons. The record is from RefSeq and is a predicted model, not a curated record. NCBI's taxonomy places the organism in Eukaryota, Metazoa, Chordata, Mammalia, Rodentia, Heteromyidae. Bases 1 to 1071 code for a protein of 356 amino acids.
AUGGCCAGGGAGAGGCCACCCGGCCGGGGCCGCGGCAUCAUGCGCCGGUGGCUGCUCGGCGACGCGCUGCUGCUGCUGGUCUUGCGACUCUGCCUGGAGCUGCGACGCGCGGGGUCGGGACCCCCAGCCCGCAGCGCCCCACCGGGCCCGGAUCACCGGCCUCAGAGGCCGCACCUGCUGCCCCCGCCGGGCCCGCCGCGGGGUUCCAGCAGGAGGCAGGUGACAUACGUGCGCAGUGGGCUCCGAGUGCCCCCCGCGCCCACGCCCGGUUGCUGCGCCCCGCGCGGGCGCCCCCGCACGAAGGGAUCCCGGUGGCACAUAGAGCUCCAGCCAUGGGCAGGCCCUGCUCAGUCCCUAGAAGAGGAGGCCUCGAGGUUCCUGAGAUACAUCAACACCAUGCAGAUUGUAUGUGAUCACAUGGGUGCAGACUCCAGCCUUGCCAAGAAGCCCUGGUUGGUGUGUCUUGAUGACAGGUUUGGCUUAGCUCAUCAAAUCCGCAACAAGCAGUGCCGCCUCUAUUCUCUAGGGCUGGGAAGUGAUGAUACUCAUUUUGAAGCAAGCAUGGCCAAUAAUGGAUGUGAAGUACACCAUUUUGAUCCUAGUGUGAAAUCAGCUCACAUUCUGGAGAGCCAGCGCCUUUGGCAUCACCGACUGUCCAUUGAUUGGCGUGAUCCCCAUCCAGCUGCUGCUGCCCAAAAGACACAUAGCAACACCAGAAAACUGAGAAGCAUCUUGGAUGAAUUUGGGCAUCACAAGAUUGAUGUUCUCAAGGCAGAUCUGGAAAGUGCAGAAUGGAAAGUUUUGGAGAAUCUUAUUUUGGAAGAUGUCCUUGAUCAGAUUGGACAGCUCAUCUUUGAGAUCCACCUCCACUGGCCUGGCUUUGAGGUCAGCGGCAAUGACAGCAGUGUGGUGCGGUUCUGGUACAGCCUCUUCAAAGAGUUAGAGUGGAAGGAUUUCAGGCUUUUUCACAGUUAUAAAGAUUUGUCUAAACCACAGCUCUUCUUGAAGAAAGACAUUUUCAAUGCUAGUAGCUGUUACACUCUAAGCUGGGUGAACACGAGAUGGAAAUAGAAGCAGGACCUCAUCAAGGACAUGUUUGCAGAGGGAUCUUUCCAUUCUCCUGGCCACAAGUUCAAUCCUCCCUCUAGCUAGCUGUCUAAUCCUUGCUCAAGCAGGGAUUGUGGUGUUGUCUUUACAGUGCAUAUAGCCUGGUGCUCAAUGUGUGAGAG